AUAACAUAGGUUUCUUUAUUGCAUGUUUUUGACUCUAACGAGCGAGCCACCAGUGAGUCCCUCGAAGAAGAUGGCCUGCAUAAUAUCUUCUUGUGCAGCUCUUUCAACCCACUCACUUCUUUCCGCUGACUCACUCCCAACUAGCUCAACUCGCUCAAUCAAACCCAAUUCCCUUUCAUGGGGCUUUUCAUUUCCCACCAUACACAUCUCCAUCAACAACAACCACCCAUCCUCUCUCAACAAGACUUCUUUCAUUCAAGCUGCCUGGACAAGAAGAUCUCGAGGUGAACUUGCCAAGAAACCUAACAAGAAAUCAUGGAAACAGAGGACAGAUAUGUAUAUGAGGCCAUUCUUACUAAAUGUUUUCUUUUCAAGGAGAUUUAUCCAGGCAAAAGUGAUGCACCGGGGAACAAGUAAAGUGGUAUCAGUUGCCACCACAAAUGCCAAGGAUCUGAGACACAGUUUACCAUCACUUACAGAUCACAAUGCCUGUAGAAUUGUAGGGAAGCUCAUUGCUGAGAGAUCCAAGGAAGCUGAUGUAUAUGCGAUGUCUUAUGAACCUAGAAAAGAUGAGCGGAUUGAAGGUAAACUUGGAAUUGUUAUUGAUACCAUUAAAGAGAAUGGGAUCAUAUUUGUUUAAGCAGGCUACUCAUUACUCUUCUAGGUUUUGUUAUUGUAAAUGACAGUGGAGAAACACAAUUGGUUUAACGUUGUUCAUUUAUCAAACAUGUCUAAUAGAAAAUUGCUCAUUUAAUUCUUGA
Molecule: messenger RNA, 761 nt
Organism: Populus nigra (black poplar)
Lineage: Eukaryota; Viridiplantae; Streptophyta; Magnoliopsida; Malpighiales; Salicaceae
Exons: 2
Coding region: 23-640 (205 amino acids)
Biological process (GO): translation
Cellular component (GO): ribosome
Molecular function (GO): structural constituent of ribosome; 5S rRNA binding
Source: RefSeq, a predicted model, not a curated record